GUGCCUGGACAUGUGGGUAGGAGAAGGGAAUAAUAUGACUUUAAGACUGACAGAUAGAUCUCUAUCCUCAUCAGAGUCAGAAUCAGAAAUGCUUUAUUGAUCCCUGUGGUGUUAUUGGGUCACAUUAAAGUUGCACCCAUUCUGGAAUAAAAUAUAUAUGGCAAAGAAAAAUGACACAUCGAGAUCUAUCUAUCAGAAAGACAGACAAUUACUGUGUUUUUUCCUCCAGAUAUCCUACAAGGCGCUGAGCUCUUUCGACACAGAGUUCGAUCUGACCAAUCAGAGCGGGAAGGUGUUCAAACCAGCCAAUGAGAAGCACCUCUUCACAGGCCUCUCCCCUGGCUCCACCUACUCCUUCACAAUCAGCGCGUCCACUAUAAAAGGCUUCGGUCGGCUCAGCUCCCAGGUCACCACCAAGAUAUCAGCUCCGCUGAUGCCAGCCUAUGAGCAGGAAGCCCCUCUGAACCAGACGGACUCCACUGUCACCGUCCUGCUGAAGCCGGCUCAGAGCAGAGGAGCACCAGUCAGUAAGUACCAGGUGGUGGUGGAGGAGGAGCGCCCCCGCAGGCAGCAGAGGGGUACUGCGGAGAUCUUGCGGUGUUACCCCGUCCCGGUCCACUUCCACAACACCAGCCACCUCAACUCCUUCUACUACUACACUGCCGAGAUGAGCAGCAUCCAGAAGCCCCUGGCCUUCUGCAUCGGGGACAACAGGACGUACGGGGGCUACAGGAACGCUCCUCUCCUUCCUCAUAAGAGCUACACCGUGUACUACCAGGCGGUCAGCACCGCUAACGGGGAGACUAAGAUAGAUUGUGUCAGAGUGGCCACUAAAGCGGCUAUAAUAAUGACAACAACGCCGUACGUUCGAAUCGCACCUCCGCCUGGAGACAAGCAGCUAGCAGGCGCGGCCACCAGGCGGCCGGAGCCCGAGCAGGAGAAACAGUCGGACCACACGGUGAAGAUCGCUGGGGUCACCGCUGGAGUGCUGCUCUUCAUCAUCAUCUUCCUCGGGGUCAUCCUGCUCAUAAAGAAACGACGAAGAAACUAUCAAUCCUACACUUACUACCUGACGCUGGCUAAGAAGCGUAAGGAGACCAGUUCCCGGCAGGAGAUGACGGUGAUGGUCAACUCCAUGGACAAGAGCUUCGCUGAGCAGGGGACCAGCUACCAGGCGGACACUCACACACUCACCACACGCAGUGAGUCCACACACACACACACACACACAAACACACACACACAUACACACACACACACACACACACACACACACACACACACACACACACACACACACACACACACACACACACACACACACACACACACGCAGUGAGUCCACACACACACACACACACACACACACACACACACACACACACAC
Molecule: messenger RNA, 1387 nt
Organism: Gadus macrocephalus (Pacific cod)
Lineage: Eukaryota; Metazoa; Chordata; Actinopteri; Gadiformes; Gadidae
Product: receptor-type tyrosine-protein phosphatase mu
Molecular function (GO): protein binding
Source: RefSeq, a predicted model, not a curated record